Messenger RNA from Pollicipes pollicipes, 3253 nucleotides. RefSeq names its product DNA replication licensing factor mcm2-like. The record is from RefSeq and is a predicted model, not a curated record. Lineage: Eukaryota; Metazoa; Arthropoda; Thecostraca; Pollicipedomorpha; Pollicipedidae. Gene Ontology annotation, molecular function: 3'-5' DNA helicase activity; single-stranded DNA helicase activity; single-stranded DNA binding. Gene Ontology annotation, cellular component: MCM complex; nucleus. Gene Ontology annotation, biological process: mitotic DNA replication initiation; double-strand break repair via break-induced replication.
GAGAACGCUCGUCUUGUUGAGGUGCCGCUGGUUUGAGAGUGGGCUCCGGCCGAUAGCGCUCCUUUUGUGCUGUUUUCUGAGUUUUGUUUUGUGUUUAGUUAUUACGAGCAUUUCUUGUUCCUGUCAAUUAUCCAAUCGGCCCAGUCUGACUUCCAGCGAAGUGGACCGUGUUAAACCUGAAGCUCCCCAUCAGCGUGCACGCCUCGUGUUUGCAAGCUCGAGGACAACCGUGAGGAAGUCCUCGUCUCGAAUUCCUCGCACCCAACAAUACAUAUUCAUCAGAUAUUUCCUCAGACAUGUCGGAGGUGAACCCCACUUCUCCAAGUUCGCCGUCGGCCCUGAGCUCGCCGGAGUCGGGCGCCACGCCCUCCUCGCGGCUGGGUCGGCGCCGCCGCGUCAGCCGCGGCUCCACCACUGGCUCCCUGGAUGCACCAUUUGAGGAUGAGUCAGUGGGAGCUGCUGCAGGAGAUGACCUGGACCGCGAGGAGGAGGAGGACGGCGAGGAGCUGUUCGGGGAUGCCAUGGAAAAUGACUACCGGCCCAUGUCCGCUUUGGAUCGGUAUGAGCCGGACAUGCUGGACGACUCGGAGGUGGACGCGCUUAGUGAGACCGGACGUCGCGCGGCUGAAGCGGCGAUGCGCAAGCGCGACCGCGAGGAAGGCAGAACUGCUGGGCGCAUGCGCCGGGGCCUAUUGUACGACGAAUCCGACGAGGAGGAGGAGGAGGGCAGACCGGCGCGGCGCCGGCGGCUGGCGGAGCAAGCGGCCGAAGGCGGCGCCGCCGCUCCUGAAGACCAGCUGGAGUCCAUCGAGAACCUGGAGGACCUACGGGGCCACACCGUCCGCGAGUGGGUGACCAAGCUCGGGCCGCGCACCGAAAUCUACAACAGGUUCAAGAACUUCCUGCGCACCUACGUGGAUGAGAAGGGCCACAAGCUAUACAUGGAGAAGAUUCGCCAGAUGUGCGAAGAGAACCGAUCCAGCCUGAACGUGGACUACAACGUGAUCGCGCUGAAAGAGUGGGUGCUGGCGCUGUUCCUGCCCGAGGCGCCCACCGAGAUGCUGGCUAUCCUGGACCAGGCCGCCAAGGACGUGGUGCUGGGCCUGUUCCCCCAAUACGAGCGGAUCGCCAAGGAGAUUCACGUGCGCAUCACGGACCUGCCACUGAUGGAGGACAUCCGGUCGCUGAGGCAACUGCAUCUCAAUCAGCUGAUCCGCACAAGCGGCGUGGUCACCACGGCAACGGGGAUCCUGCCCCAGCUCUCCAUCAUCAAGUUCGACUGCAACAAGUGCAGCUACGUCUUGGGUCCAUACGUCCAGGGCCAGAGCAACGAGAUCAAACCGGGCUCGUGCCCGGAGUGCCAGAGCAACGGCCCGUUCCAGGUCAACAUGGAGGAGACGGUUUACCAGAACUACCAGCGCGUGACCAUUCAGGAGUCGCCGGGGCGCGUGGCGGCCGGCCGGCUGCCCAGAUCCAAGGAUGCCAUCCUGCUCGGCGACCUCUGCGACUCCUGCAAGCCUGGCGACGAGAUCGAGCUGACCGGCGUCUACACUCACAGCUACGAGGGCAGUCUCAACACCAAACAGGGAUUCCCGGUGUUCGCCACGGUCAUCAUGGCCAAUCACAUCCUGAAGAAGGACGACGCGGCUCUGGCGCGCACGCUGACGGACGAGGACGUGCGCGCCAUCACCAGCCUCUCCAAGGACCCGCGCAUCGCCGAGCGGCUCGUGGCCAGCAUCGCGCCCUCCAUCUACGGCCACGAGGACAUCAAGCGCGCGCUGGCGCUCGCCAUGUUCGGCGGCGUGGCCAAAAACCCCGGCAAGAAGCACCGGGUGCGCGGUGACCUGAACAUCCUGCUGUGCGGAGACCCGGGCACGGCCAAAUCCCAGUUUCUCAAGUAUCUGGAGAAGAUCGCGCCACGUGCCGUAUUCACCACCGGCCAGGGAGCGUCUGCCGUCGGUCUCACCGCGUACGUGCAGCAGUCGCCGGUGACCCGGGAGUGGACGCUGGAGGCCGGCGCGCUCGUCCUCGCCGACAAGGGCUUCUGUCUCAUCGACGAGUUUGACAAGAUGAGCGACCAGGACCGCACCUCCAUCCACGAGGCGAUGGAGCAGCAGAGCAUCUCCAUCAGCAAGGCGGGAAUCGUGACGUCACUGCAGGCGCGCUGCUCGGUGGUGGCCGCCUCCAACCCGAUCGGCGGCCGCUACGACCCGAGCAUGACGUUCGCCGAUAACGUGGACCUCACCGAGCCGAUCCUGUCACGGUUCGACGUGCUGUGUGUGGUGCGCGACACGGUGGACGCCGUGCAGGACGAGCGGCUCGCCCGCUUCGUGGUCGGCUCGCACGUCAAGAACCACCCGCUCAACACGGUGGACGAGCAGGAGCAGCAGCAGCCAGAGGACAUGCCACAGUCGGGUACAAAUCUGGACGGGUUGGAGAAAAUCCCACAGGACCUGCUGAAGAAGUACAUUGCUUAUGCCAGAAAUCGGGUGAACCCGAAGCUGAACCAGAUGGAUCAGGAUAAGGUUGCAAAGAUGUACAGCGACCUGCGCAGGGAGUCCAUGGCGACGGGCAGCAUUCCCAUCACGGUGCGUCACAUCGAGUCUGUGAUUCGGAUGGCCGAGGCGCAAGCCAAGAUGUGUCUGCGCGACUACGUGCAGGAGGACGACGUCAACAUGGCCAUCCGUGUCAUGCUGGAGAGCUUCAUCGACACGCAGAAGUACAGCGUCAUGAGGAGCAUGCGGCGGAAUUUCUCGCGGUACCUGGCCUUCAAACGCGACAACAACGAGCUGCUGCUCUUCAUCCUACGCCAGCUGAUCCACGACCAGGCGACCUAUCAGCGCAACCGGUUCGGCACGGACCAGGAGACUGUGGAGAUCUCCGAGAAGGAUCUGGCCGACCGCGCCCGCCAGAUCCACAUCCACAAUAUGCAGCCCUUCUUCUCCAGUGGCCUGUUCAGUGCAAACAACUUCCGCUACGACGCCAAGCGGAAAAUAAUCGCGCAGGCGAUCUAAAAAGGACGCGCCGGGACGAACGCUGACAUUGGCGGUUGUUGGCUGGCGAUGGCCACGUUGAAAUGACCAGAGGGUGUCGUCAGGCUUUAUGGUCGUUCCGGAAUGCCGCGGACAUGCGUUUUUUAGGUGCGUUAGGGUGUCAAAGCCUCAUGGAGCUGUGGUAUGCGGAAAGUAGACAACGGACAUUCGUACUUGGCCGGAUUGACCCACGGUCUGUUUUUUUGUAAUAAAACAGGAAA